CACUGAUCUGGGGUUUUUGAGUCAUUUUUCUGGGUUUUAGCCAUCUGGGUGUCCUUUUAGCUAUAGAUUUAUUGAUUUUGCUAGUAGGAUCAAUUGAUAAUCUAGAGCAAUCCGGAUUCGAGCCGGGGCAUUUCUUAAUCCAACAAGUUGGAUUUUUACUGUUGUGAAUCUUGUGAUAUUGUUAAUUUAUUCUAUAUCCAUUGAAGUUUUCCCAGAAAAUUUGGAAAUUUGGUUGAGUUGUGAAAACUUUCAGUUGAAUGGCUCGAUUGGUUUUACCAUGCAAAGGUCCUGCUUUAUCGAAGACCAAUUUUCUGGGAUUGGUUUCAUCUUCUCCUCUUCAGGCUUUGUCUCGAGUUAAUUGUGUUCAGCGCCCGGUUAAGAACCUCACAAGAUUUAGAAAGUUUCUUAGUUUAGAGACGAGCUUGCGAAGGAAUUGUCAUUUCUCAUAUCCUGCUCUCUAUAGGAGUCAAGAAGUCAAUAGAAGACUUAUCUGUUCAGUUGCAACUGAACCAUCGCCAAAGCAAGCUGAAGACUUGAACAUGGAGGCUCCAAAAGAAAUCUUCCUGAAAGACUACAAGAAGCCUGCUUACUUUUUUGAUACUGUCGAUUUGAAAUUUUUGUUGGAUGAAGAUAAGACCCAUGUCUUCUCAAAAAUAUCUGUCUUCCCUGCAGAUGAAGCUUCUGCCUCUUCUCCUCUAAUCUUGGAUGGUUCGGAUUUGAAGCUUGUCUCAGUCAAGAUUGAUGGGAAAGAUCUAAAUGAGGGAGAAUUCCAUGUGGAUUCACGCCAUCUGACACUUACAUCACCACCGACUGAAAAAUUCACAUUAGAAAUUGUUACUGAAAUAUACCCUCAAAACAACACAUCAUUAGAGGGUCUAUAUAAGUCUUCUGGAAAUUUCUGUACACAAUGCGAAGCGGAGGGUUUCCGCAAAAUAACUUUUUUUCAGGAUCGUCCUGAUAUUAUGGCAAAAUACACAGUUCGCUUGGAAGCUGAUAAAACCAAGUAUCCAGUCUUGUUGUCCAAUGGAAAUCUCGUUGGGCAAGGGGAUAUUGAGGGUGACAAGCAUUUUGCUAUUUGGGAGGAUCCAUACAAAAAGCCGUGUUAUUUAUUUGCCUUGGUUGCUGGUCCUCUGGAGAGCAGAGAUGAUACUUUUGUUACUCGUUCUGGCCGUAAUGUGACCCUCAGGAUCUGGACUCCCGCUGAUGACUUGUCUAAAACAGCACAUGCCAUGUACUCUCUUAAGGCAUCCAUGAAGUGGGAUGAGGAUGUUUUUGGUUUGGAAUAUGACUUGGAUCUGUUUAAUAUUGUCGCUGUACCAGAUUUCAACAUGGGAGCCAUGGAAAACAAGAGUUUAAAUAUUUUCAAUUCUAAGCUUGUAUUGGCAACCCCAGAAACUGCUUCUGAUGCAGAUUAUGCUGCAAUUUUAGGUGUAAUUGGUCAUGAGUACUUCCACAACUGGACUGGAAAUAGAGUUACAUGUCGUGACUGGUUCCAGCUCAGCCUAAAGGAAGGACUAACCGUCUUCCGUGAUCAGGAAUUUUCAUCUGACAUGGGAAGCCGCCCUGUAAAGCGGAUUGCUGAUGUCUCAAAGCUUCGGAGUUAUCAAUAUCCCCAGGAUUCAGGUCCUAUGGCUCAUCCGGUGCGACCACAUUCCUACAUUAAGAUGGACAACUUCUACACAGUUACGGUGUAUGAAAAGGGAGCAGAAGUAGUCAGGAUGUAUAAAACCUUGCUGGGGAGCCAAGGGUUCCGAAAGGGAAUGGAUUUAUAUUUUAAGAGGCAUGAUGGCCAAGCUGUAACUUGUGAAGAUUUCUAUGCUGCCAUGAGGGAUGCAAAUAGUGCAGAUUUUGCAAAUUUUUUGCUUUGGUACUCACAAGCUGGGACACCAAUUGUGAAAGUCACUUCAUCUUAUGACGCCGAAAAGCGCACAUUUGCAUUGAAAUUUAGCCAAGAGGUGCCACCAACUCCUGGCCAGUCAACCAAAGAGCCCAUGUUCAUUCCAGUUGCAAUUGGUUUAUUGGAUUCUCAUGGAAAAGACAUGCCCUUGUCAUCUGUUUACCAUGAUGGCAAACUGGAGUCGGUGGCUAUUGAUGGGAAGCCGGUCCAUACAACUGUUCUUCGAGUAACAAAGAAGGAAGAAGAAUUUGUGUUUUCUGAUGUGGCUGAGCAGCCAGUUCCAUCUUUGUUGAGGGGCUUCAGUGCACCUAUCCGUCUUGAAUCUGAUCUGUCAGAUAGUGAUCUCUCUUUCCUCCUUGCCCAUGAUUCAGAUGAAUUUAACCGUUGGGAGGCUGGACAGAUCCUGGCCAGGAAAUUGAUGCUUAGCUUAGUUGCAGACUUCCAACAAAACAAGCCUCUACAUUUGAAUGCAAAUUUUGUUGAUGGGCUCAGAAGCAUUCUAUGCGACAAUAGUUUGGAUAAAGAAUUCAUCGCAAAGGCUAUAACUCUCCCUGGAGAAGGGGAGAUCAUGGAUAUGAUGGCGGUUGCAGAUCCUGAUGCUGUUCAUGCAGUCCGGACUUUCAUCAAAAAGGAACUUGCGUUGCAGCUGAAAACUGACUUGCUCCGCACAGUCCUAGAAAACAAGAGCUCUGAGCAAUAUGAGUUUAACCACUCUAAUAUGGCCAGACGGGCACUAAAGAACAUUUCACUUGCAUAUCUUACAUCCCUUGACGAUCCAGAACUCACUGAGCUUGCAGUGAAUGAAUAUAAAGCAGCAACAAACAUGACUGAUCAAUUUGCAGCUCUGGCAGCCAUUACCCAGAACCCUGGUAAAACCCAUGACGAAGUUCUGGCUGACUUUUACAACAAGUGGCAACAUGAAUUUUUGGUCGUCAACAAAUGGUUUGCACUUCAAGCAGUAUCAGAUGUUCCCGGGAAUGUUGAGAAUAUUAAGAAGCUAUUAGACCACCCAGCAUUUGACCUUCGCAAUCCAAACAAGGUCUACUCUUUGAUAGGCGGAUUUUGUGGGUCCCCUGUGAACUUCCAUGCGAAAGAUGGAUCAGGAUACCAAUUCUUGGGAGAGUUGGUGGUUCAGCUAGACAAAAUCAACCCUCAGGUGGCUUCAAGGAUGGUGUCUGCAUUCUCUCGAUGGAAGCGUUAUGAUGAAACCCGUCAAAACCUUGCUAAGGCACAGCUAGAGAAGAUUAUGUCUGCUAAUGGACUAUCCGAGAAUGUUUUCGAGAUUGCUUCCAAGAGUUUGGCUGCUUAAAAUGGUUCUCCUAGACUUGUAGCAGUGUUGAUGAUGAUCUUUUAGAUUUUUUUUCUUGUUGAUGAAAAACUGGAUAAUAGUUUCCAAUUUUGGAAAUGCUGCUAGUUCAAUACAGGUUUUCAUUCUUCCCUUUA
Messenger RNA from Spinacia oleracea (spinach), 3340 nucleotides. Its product is annotated as puromycin-sensitive aminopeptidase. Gene Ontology annotation, molecular function: zinc ion binding; metallopeptidase activity. NCBI's taxonomy places the organism in Eukaryota, Viridiplantae, Streptophyta, Magnoliopsida, Caryophyllales, Amaranthaceae. The record is from RefSeq and is a predicted model, not a curated record. Gene Ontology annotation, cellular component: chloroplast. The coding region runs from base 258 to 3206 and encodes 982 amino acids. The transcript has 32 exons.